Messenger RNA from Candidozyma haemuli, 702 nucleotides. RefSeq lists its product as uncharacterized. Gene Ontology annotation, molecular function: NEDD8 activating enzyme activity. Gene Ontology annotation, cellular component: cytoplasm. The transcript has 2 exons. NCBI's taxonomy places the organism in Eukaryota, Fungi, Ascomycota, Pichiomycetes, Serinales, Metschnikowiaceae. The record is from RefSeq and is a predicted model, not a curated record. Bases 1 to 702 code for a protein of 233 amino acids. Gene Ontology annotation, biological process: protein neddylation.
AUGUCUCCAAAUUUGAAUAAAGAAGAGAAAUAUGAUAGACAGCUACGAUUGUGGGCGAAGGAUGGUCAAUCUCGGCUUGAAAAAUGUCACGUAUGCCUUUUGAACGCCACCCCCACCGGAGCAGAGGCACUCAAGAAUCUUGUGCUUCCGGGAAUUGGUGCCUUCACUAUUGUCGACGAGAGAACUAUAACAAAAAACGAUUUAAGUGGAAAUUUCUUUCUCGAGGACAAAGACAUUGGGAUGAGCUUUGCAGAGAGAACUGCCAAGUCGCUCUUGGAGUUGAACCCUAGUGUUGAAUGCCACAGCGUCCGAAUGAGCGCUCAGGAUUGCUUAACGACACCUGAUUUUUUCGAAAGUUUUGACAUGGUAUUAGUUAGCGACUACUUACCACUUCCUGAUCUCUUGGUUUUGAAGGAAAGAUUGUGGUUGAAAAAUAUACCAUUGCUACAUGUAAGUACAUGUGGGUUUUACGGCUCCUUACAAAUAUUUUGCAACGAAACAACUAUAGUUGAAACUCACGACCCAUCGCAGACAUAUGAUCUACGAAUUGACAAGCCUUGGCCUGCUUUGCAAGAAUAUGCUGAUUCGUUCAAUUUGGAAGCUCUAGACGAUACUGAGCAUGCUCAUGUCCCAUAUAUCAUCAUCUUCAUCAAGGCCUUAGAAUCCUGGAAAGAUAAUCACGGAGGCUGGCUUUUAAAGUAG